AUGAUGAAGUACUUGGAAAAGAAGCAAGAGCAAAAUAAGGCACCAAGCCCUUGUUUGCCCAGACAUGCUCUGCCCACAACUGCCACUCCAUCGCCCAUCUGUUUGCUACUAGAGGCAAUAGACCACAUUAAAGUGGGCUCUUAUUAUGAAAUCAACCACUCUAAGCUCCCUCCCAGAACCACCCCAGAACAGCUCAAGGCGGUUCGGGUCGUCAUGGUGAGUGAGAAGGGUGCGCUCAAAGUGGCUUUGAGGUUCCCAAGCAUUCACUCUCUCCACACUCACAUCACCGAAGGAGGCUACGCAAAACCAUUGGCCAAGCAGAUUCCAGCGCUUAACGAGAAGUACGUGAUGCCAGCAGAAAUGGCUUCAGAGGUGCUUUACCGGAGAAUCCCACCUCAGGAAAUUGCAGAUCGGAGCAACAUUUGGAGCUUCUGGGCUGCUACACCCUCUGCGACAAAUUACCAGAGAAUAAGCUCUUCACCGAGCCCAGCAGUCAGCGGUGAGGUCAUGAACAGGAGUGUGGUUUCCAAAAAGGGUCCAUGCUGGUCGGAGCUAAAGUUCACUGGGAUGGUGACGUGGGGUAAGCGCCGGCAGGUUCGGUACAUGCGCAGGCACGAGCCUUCACCGAGCUCUAGUACUGACGAAGAAGAAGAGACAGGGGAGGAGCUAACAGAGCUAGAGGAAAAUGGUGAUGAUUUCUAUGUGGAUGAUGAGAACGCAAUAACUGUGAUAGAGGAAGAUGAUGAUAUUGAAGAAGAAGAAGAAGAUGUGAAAACAGAGGACGAGGCUCCUCCUGUUGUGCCCUGGAAGAUGAACCUUAGGAGUAGGAAGAGGAAGAGCCAAGAUCACCAUAGAAAGCCCAAGAAAACCACAAAUAAAUCCAAAUCUAUAACAAAACGUCAAAAGCAGAAUCAAGUUGUAGCAGUUCCCGAUCGGAGUAACAAGAAAUUGGUAAAACAAACAGUGGCAAGAUGGUCUGCAGGGAGGUACAAGGCUGCAGAAGAAAACAUGCUGAGGGUGAUGAAGGCCAAGGGUGCUAAAUUUGGGAGCCCAAUACUGAGGCCAGCGCUGAGGUCUGAGGCAAGGAAGCUGAUUGGGGAUACGGGUUUGUUGGACCAUUUGCUCAAACACAUGGCGGGCAAGGUGGCGCCAGGUGGAGCCGAGAGGUUUAGACGGCGCCACAAUGCAGAUGGAGCCAUGGAGUAUUGGCUGGAGAGUGCUGAUCUGUUUGAUAUCAGAAAAGAAGCUGGGGUUCAAGACCCUUAUUGGACCCCACCACCUGGGUGGGGGCCUGGUGAUAAUCCCACUCGAGACCCCAUUUGUACCAGAGAGAUUCAUGAGCUCAAGGAAGAGAUAACCAAGAUAAAAAGGGUGCUGCAUGUGUCCAAGAAUAAAGAGGAUAAUCUAGCUUUAGUGACCACGUCAAAUUCUUGUUUGACAAGUCUUGACUGGGAACAUGAUGGUUCAUUGAUCCACCAAAAGGAGGAGCAUGCAGAGCAAAUCGUUAAGAAAACUAAGAUGGAAGAACAACUAAUGGAUGUUUCUCAAUCUUUGUCUGAAAUGAAGGAACAAAUUGGAAUGCUGAAAUCAAGCAGGGAAGAACCACUAAUUAUCUCAGAUGCACCACCGCCACCAGAUACUGAUCAAAGAGCAGCGACAAAAUCAAAGGGUGGGGAGCAAGAAGAAGAAGAAGAUAAGCUUGAAGGAGGAGACAAUAAUGCAGCAGCCACAGCAACUCACGAGGACAAGGCAGCCAAAAUACAGAGACUGAGGAGUGGUUUCAGGAUAUGCAGGCCACAAGGGUCCUUUCUGUGGCCAAACAUGGGCAUCUCUACCCCACCCUCAGCCUCCUCAUCCUCAGCCACCCACCUCAUCCCUAUACCUCCUCAGCCUCAGCCUGGGUCUCCUGUCAAGCCUGUAGCUGAGAGGCGCCCAGUCAAGACUGCCACUUUAUGCAAUGUGAGCUAUAAACCCUCUGCCUCUCCUCCUAUUUUUCUUCCACCUGGGCCCCCCUCCAAGUCCAAGAGAAGUGUCACCGUCACCAACACCCUCCUCAUCAACCUUAAUGAGCUCCCCAACCCUAACCCUAAUAGCCUCCAAAACGCCUCUGAAACUAGCACUGCAUUGUCUGGGACCCUCACCUACCAGAGAAGACACCAUCAUCAGCAAUAUCCACAUAUGUUGAAGGCUAAGACAGAGGACGGGGAAGAUGGAAAUGCAAGCAAUGAGUCUUCUAAGCAGCAGCAGCAUGAUGAGCCGACAAGGUGGUGCUCUUCUUCAUCUCCUUCCACUACUGCCAAAUGGAUGGGACAUAAAUGGUGACUUGCUACCGCAACUCCUAACCCUUUUGUGGACAACUCUACCAAGGGUUGAUUCAACUAGGUCGUUUCAUUAAUCUUCAGUGGAAUGGAAG
Molecule: messenger RNA, 2413 nt
Organism: Prunus persica (peach)
Lineage: Eukaryota; Viridiplantae; Streptophyta; Magnoliopsida; Rosales; Rosaceae
Product: protein DYAD
Exons: 8
Coding region: 1-2322 (773 amino acids)
Biological process (GO): reciprocal meiotic recombination; meiotic cell cycle; meiotic sister chromatid cohesion
Source: RefSeq, a predicted model, not a curated record